Coffea eugenioides is the source of this 1402-nucleotide messenger RNA. RefSeq names its product BOI-related E3 ubiquitin-protein ligase 1-like. Gene Ontology annotation, molecular function: ubiquitin-protein transferase activity. The record is from RefSeq and is a predicted model, not a curated record. Lineage: Eukaryota; Viridiplantae; Streptophyta; Magnoliopsida; Gentianales; Rubiaceae. The transcript has 2 exons. The coding region runs from base 347 to 1231 and encodes 294 amino acids.
UUUGCUUCUCUCUCUGAUAUCAUCAUCUUCCUCCGAACAAAAAACUUAAAAGCCUCAACCCACCAUCUCAGCAAACAAACAACAAAGCAAGGCAUCAUAGGUUUUGCCAACCUUCCAAAGUCAUUCAAUUCAAGAAGAAUUCUAUAAGUUUUUCUUUUCUUUUUUUUGGUUUUACAACUUCAACCCAACCCCAGUAUCAUCUAUCUCUAUCUCUCUCGGUUGUUGCUGAUGCUGUUUCGGUGGGGUGCUGAGCACAAAGGGUUGCUGUUCUCUUUUUUGGUUACAGUUGGAGGCUCGUAGGCCCCCUUUUUUUCUUUUUUUCUGGGUAGAGAAGAAUAUAUAUAGGAUGGCAAUUCAAGCACAAAUGUAUACAGAGAAUCUUGGGUUUCCUUUGGGCGGUUCACAGGAUCUUUUGGUAGAUAAUGGUUGUGGAGUCCAUAAGUUUUGUCUCAAUCCGCCGCCGCAGCAGCAGCAGCAACACCACCACCACCACCAACAACAACAACCGGGACAACUCCCCAAUAUGCAAUUGCAACCGUUACAUAAUAGGCCACAAGAUUUCUACUUAAACAGCAGAUUAUUACGUGCACGAGAUCAAUCAAUGGCGUCGUUUUCUCCGAAUGUGGCUUCGCAGAUUGUGAAGCAAAACAAGGAGAUUAAUCAGUUAAUCAGUUUACAGAGUGAAAGAUUAAGAUUGGCGUUGCAAGAACAGAGGAAACAGCAAAUCACUUUGCUUCUGAAGAACUACGAAUCAAAGGCACAAUUUUUACUGCAACAAAAAGAUGAAGAAAUUGCCAAGGAAAUAAAGAGGACGAUAGAACUCGAAGAUUUGCUGACAAGGAUGGAGACUGAAAAUCAGACAUGGCAAAGGGUGGCCAAAGAAAACGAAGCAAUGAUUAUGUCUCUGAACAAUGCCAUCGAGCAACUCAGGAAGGGUAGUGGUGGUGGUGGUGCUUGUCAUUCCGGUGCUCAUGGGGUCGAAGAUGCAGAGUCUUGCUGUGAAAUUGUGAUGAGCUCUGGUCAUCCGGCAGGACAGGAGCAAAGAGGAGAACCGGACGUUCAAGUCAAUGAGGUGGGGAUGAUGAAGUGCAAAAUCUGCAGCAUUCGAAAUUCAUGCGUUAUACUGCUGCCUUGCCGACACCUUUGUUCGUGCAAUUCUUGCGUAGCCUUUAUUGAAUCAUGCCCCGUGUGUAAUGUGGUUAAAAAAGCUAGCAUAGAGGUCCGCCUUUGAUUGAGUCGUCCUCGUCCUUCCUAGAAAAUAGAAACUGACCCUCUGAUUUAAAUCUACUACUAUUUAGUUUGUUCAGAAAAUUGGAAGGAAACUAUUUAAAUAUGUGUAGAUUGAAUGAAUAGUGUAUGUCGUUGGCUUAUAUUUUUGUUAUACCUUUCCAUUUUUUCCAGC